AAUAAACGAAAUUUUCAAGCCAAAGAGAAAGAAAAGUGAAGCAAGCAAGUAGCCAGAAAUUCUUCUUCCCAAAAAAAAAAAAAAAAAAGUGCUUGACUUUCUAUCAGAAGGUAAGAGAUAGCCACGUUGAUUAUUUAUUUCACGCGUCUAGCAAAACCCUAAAUCACAUCAUUAAAUUCAAGGAUUUUACGAGACUUCUGGUUGCAGAAAUUAUAACUUUUAUCACUAGCAGAGCAUAUCAAGAUCAUAAGUAGAUGUUUAGUUCGGUGGAUUGUUGUGGGAAGUUGGAGUGAAUGUCUAAUUAUUCCAAGGACUGAGGCAGGAUAUCUGUCGAAAAAGAUGGGGAAAGAAAAAAAAUUGUAUUUCAGGUUGUCAUCGUAAAAUGGAGAAAGUAAAAAAAAAUAUAUAUCUGUAGAAAAAUUAAAGAUGUCAAAGGGUCAAUCUCAGCGAAAAAGUGAUUUUCGGAAGAGAGCUUUGGGAAGGUGCAAGUCAAAGGGAAAAGCCAGUGAUUUCAUUGAUAUUGACGGUGACACAAACUUUAAUGUUAUUAUUAUUGAUGCCCCAAAGCCCUCAGAAUGGACCUCUCUUGAUGCUAGUACAUCUGGGAAGGAUAAAGCUCAUGUAUGUGGUGAUGUUAUUUGCAUUGAUGAUGAUGACGAUGACAGUGGUAAUUGUGGCAAUGCUCAUGAUGGUUUUGAAGAUGGAAGGAAGUUUUUCUCGAAGUUGUCAAAGUGCUGGGAUGCCUGCUCCAGAAAAAUAUCAUCUCUUAGUCACCAAAAGGUCUCCUCUACUAUAUCAUCUGAAAAUGAUGAUUCAGAUUGUUAUAUUGAGGAAGAUUUUCAGGGAAAUAUUCGUCAGCAGUGGGAACAGGCUUCCCUUAGGAAGAAAAUGUUUGACAACGUCACAAAAGGGCAAUUUGGUUUUCAGGGUGAGGAUGGCCCUGCAAGAUGUAAUGAUGACUCUCAAAUGAAUGUGAGUGUUGAUAUAACAGCCGAAGCACGAACAUCUAACAGCAAUAGUAAUCAUGACAAUGAUAAAUUCAAUCAAUCUGCUUGCGUUGGUGAAAAUGCACGACCUGAUUCUUCUAAUCUUAUGUCAGAUGGAAAGAGUCAACAUAAGGAUUUUGAAGAGACUGUCCUGCAGGAGAUGUGUACAAAAUCUUCUUUUUGCAACACUCAAGCAAUGAAUGAGACUACUUCCAUACAUUAUGCACAUUCUGAAUCACAGGUCAGAUUGGAUCUUCUUCCACUUGUUUCAAAUGGUGGUCUAUCUGAUGUCCAAAAUUAUAUAAUUGGUGAUAGAGAAAUGCUCAAAAAAACUGAUGCCUAUAGACGUGCUCAAGAAGAAGAAUGGGCAUCCAGACAGAGAGAGCUACAAAUUCAGGCAGAAGAAGCAAGGCGCUUGCGCAAGAGAAGAAAGGCUGAAAGUCAACGUCUAUUAGAAACAGAGAGAAGGCAAAAACAGCGGGUGGAAGAGGUUCGAGAGGCACAGAAAAAGGAUGAGGAAACUCUGAAUUUGAAAGAGCAGCUUCGAAUUGAGGUGAGGAGGGAACUGGAUAAACUGGAAGCUAAUUGUACAGAUAUGGCUUCACUUCUUCGUGGCCUUGGAAUUGAUAUUGGAGGUGGUUUUUACCCUUCUUCUACUGAGGUACGAACUGCUUAUAAACAAGCUCUGCUUAGGUUCCACCCAGAUCGAGCAUCAAGAAGCGACAUCCGCCAACAAAUUGAAGCAGAGGAGAAAUUUAAGCUUAUUUCUCGUGCAAAAGAGAAAUUCAUGCUGUGACAUGAUGCAACAACUAAAUUGUGAUUAAAAAUCAUUUACAGAUUUUGAGAAUCUUCCCUAAUCUUUCCGUUGUAUAAGUUGAGCAUAUGCUGUCCAAAAAAUUUUGGGCAUGGCAAAGCCAUUAGGUUAUCUUUUGACUGGUAUAUUUAUACACAUAAAUCUUUCAUCCACCAUUUAGCUGAAUAAUUGUAUGAAACCCAAUUUCAUGUAUUUAUGAUUUCACAUA
Messenger RNA from Ricinus communis (castor bean), 2008 nucleotides. RefSeq lists its product as uncharacterized. The record is from RefSeq and is a predicted model, not a curated record. Lineage: Eukaryota; Viridiplantae; Streptophyta; Magnoliopsida; Malpighiales; Euphorbiaceae. Bases 427 to 1782 code for a protein of 451 amino acids. The transcript is spliced from 5 exons.